AUGGUUGGGAAACUUCCAAGGGAGCUUGGAUCUUUAUCAAAGCUCCGUGGACUCUAUGUACUCUUCAACAAUCUGUUAGGAGAAGUGCCUCCUUCCUUCGGAAAUUUGUCAUCCCUUGAGAUACUUUCAGCAUGUAGAAAUCAAUUUGAGGGAGGAAUUCCAGCAACACUUGGUCGGUUGAAGAGGAUUCAAUUUAUUGCAUUUGGAGUAAAUAAGCUCUCAGGUACUAUUCCUCCCUCAAUCUACAAUAUAUCUUCGCUUGUGAAUGUCGGUUUUGAGUUGAACCAACUUGAGGGGAGUCUACCCUUAGACCUAGGUUUCACUCUUCCUAACCUUGAAGUGCUAAGUGUUGGCUUGAACCAAUUUACCGGACUCAUUCCUCCUUCAAUAUCCAAUGCCUCAAAUCUAAUGAGACUUGGGAUUGAAAGAAAUAGAUUUAGUGGAAAGGUGCCCACGUUGGAGAACCUACAUAAACUACAAAGGGUUAGAAUUUUUGGUAAUCAAUUAGGAAAUGGGAAAGAAGAUGACUUGAAGUUUCUCAAUUCUUUGCAAAAUGCUACGAGCUUAGCGGUACUAGAUAUUAGUGGUGACAAAUUUGGAGGUAUGUUGCCAGACAUUAUGGGAAAUUUGUUGACCCAACUCAGAUUUCUAGCUAUUGCAAACAAUAAAAUGUUUGGAAAAAUCCCAACAGCAGUAGGCAAUCUUGUUAACUUGGAAGUUUUAAAACUAUGGAUGAACCGAUUCACGGGCCAUAUUCCAAGCAGUAUUGGGAAUCUUCAAAAGCUACAAGUUUUGCUGGUCAGUGAGAACAGUUUCUCUGCAGAGAUACCAUCUUCUCUAGGCAACCUAUCAUUGUUAAUCAUGCUUAGAUUAGAUAGAAACAACCUACAGGGGACCAUUCCAUCAAGUCUUGGGGGAUGCACUAAUUUAGAAGAUUUAGAUCUCUCUUAUAACAAUCUAAGUGGUACCAUACCUCCUGAAGUAACAGGUUUUCUAGCUAUAUCUGAGAAUAAAUUGUCUGGUGAAAUUCUUGAUAGUUUGGGCAAUUGCAUUAGCUUGCCAAAACUAUUCAUAAAUGGUAAUUUCUUUCAAGGAAAUAUUCCAUCCUCCUUGAGUUCUUUGAGAGGCAUUGAUUAUCUUGAUCUUUCAUCCAACAAGUUGUCUGGCCAAAUACCCAAUUUUUUAAUGAACUUUCCCUUUUUGAUGAACUUAAAUUUAUCUAACAACAACUUCGAGGGUGAAGUACCAAUUGCAGGAGUCUUCAACAACGUAAGUGCUAUUUCACUUUCGGGAAAAAAUAAACUUUGUGGUGGCAUAACCACAUUACAUUUAUCCAAUUGUCCCAUCAAAGGAUCAAAGCAAACUCGGUAUGUUUCAAAGAAAGUGAUAAUUCCUAUAGUUGUUGGAAUUUGGUUACUAAUUAUGAUGUUAUGUUUGAUAAUUAUUCGCUGGUGGAGAAGAACGAAAAGGAAUUCCUUUCCUGCAUCACCAUUGUUGGCUUCACUUAUGCAAGUGUCCUAUGAUAAUCUACUAAAAGCAACUGAUGAGUUCUCUUUAGAAAAUUUGAUCGGUUCAGGGAGUUUUGGUUAUGUGUAUAAGGGGGUCCUAGACAAUAACGAAAUGAUAGUGGCAGUGAAGGUUCUUAACCUUCAAAAUCGAGGAGCUUCCAGGAGUUUCUUGGCUGAAUGUGAAGCCUUGAGAAGUAUCAGACAUCGAAAUCUUGUCAAAAUAAUAACUGUUGCAAGUGUUCAUUUCCAAGGAAAUGAUUUCAAGGCUUUGGUCUAUGAGUUUAUGGUUAAUGGGAGCUUAGAGGAGUGGUUGCAUCCUAAUCUAACUACAAAUGUGUUGCAAGAAGCGCCCAAGAAUCUAAAUUUUCCACGGAGACUUAAUAUUGCUUUCAAUGUUGCUUGUGCAGUGGAUUAUAUUCAUAACCAUGGCCAAACACCAAUGGCUCACUGUGAUCUCAAGCCAAGCAAUUUUCUUCUUGACGAUGAGUUGACAGCACAUGUAGGUGACUUUGGAUUGGCAAGAUUCCUUCCAAAGGGCACCCAUAGCCUUUCAAGUAAUCAGACAAGCUCUGUUGGUGUAAGAGGAACUGUUGGUUAUGCUGCUCCAGAGUAUAGUAUGGGAAGCGAGGCUUCAACUCAUGGUGAUGUGUACAGUUAUGGAAUACUCUUAUUGGAGAUGUUUACGGGGAAGAGGCCAACCAAUGAGAUGUUUAAUGGCGAUUUGAAUCUUCAUGAUUUUGUUAAGGCAACUAUCCCUGAAUGA
This is a messenger RNA of Pistacia vera, 2271 nucleotides long. RefSeq names its product probable LRR receptor-like serine/threonine-protein kinase At3g47570. Gene Ontology annotation, biological process: protein phosphorylation. Lineage: Eukaryota; Viridiplantae; Streptophyta; Magnoliopsida; Sapindales; Anacardiaceae. Gene Ontology annotation, molecular function: protein binding; protein kinase activity; ATP binding. The record is from RefSeq and is a predicted model, not a curated record.